This is a messenger RNA of Arabis nemorensis, 1254 nucleotides long. NCBI's taxonomy places the organism in Eukaryota, Viridiplantae, Streptophyta, Magnoliopsida, Brassicales, Brassicaceae. The record is from the annotation of a GenBank genome assembly.
AUGCUGAAAUCGACUAUUCUUAAAGGAAAACAGACUAGAGUUGUGCAGUAUGUCCAUAAUCCCAGUCUUCGAAAGCAUGGAAAUCUUGAAAAAUCCAUCGAUCACAGCGCACUCUAUGAUACAUUUUCUUGCUUUGGAUCCGUUCUUAGAUGGAAAGUGGCUACUGAUGCCUCUGGUGAGUCGAAAGGUUUUGGAUUUGUACAGUACAACACUCAAGAAUCAGCUCAAAAAGCCAUACAAAUUAUAAACGGGAUGCUUGUUAACGAAGAGUUAGUAUACGUUGGACCUUUUCUUCAGAGAGAUUCUCAAAGCGAAAAGGCGAUGUUCACAGAAAUUUAUGUCAAGAAUCUCUCCAAGUCCUUGACUGACGAAGAGCUCAACACGAUUUUUCGAGAGUUUGGACCUACGACGAGCUGUGUGAUCAUUAGGGAAGGUGAAGUUCUUCAAGGAAAGUCUAAAGGUUAUGGCUUUGUUAAUUUCGAGAAUCCAGAGGAUGCUAAGAAAGCUAUUGAGACUUUAAAUGGAAAGAAGGUUGAGGACAAGGAGUGGUUUGUUACGAAAUCGAAAAAGGCGUAUCAGAGGGAAUCUGAAUUGAAACGAGGUUUGAAAAACGCUAUCAGCAUGUCUCAUGAAUCGAACUUGUUGUGUGUUAAGAAUCUGCGUAAAUGCGUGACUAAAGAAAUCCUUGAAGACUUGUUUUCUUCCUAUGGAACUAUAACAUCUUGCAAGGUCAUGAGAGACUCUGAUGGAGUGAGUAAAGGAUCAGGGUUUGUUGCGUUUUCGAAACCCGAGGAAGCUUCUAAAGCUAUGGAGGAGAUUAAUGGAGAAACGAAUAUUAGAAGACAAAUCUAUGUGGAUUUAGCUAUAACACUUAGAAAUGCAACCCCAGAACAUCAGAGAACGAUGCUUGGUGAGAAUUUGUACCCGAUGGUGGAAGAAUUGGAACCAGAGUUUGCAGGAAAGAUCACAGGGAUGCUUCUUGAAAUGGACCAAACCAAAGUCCUUCACUUGUUGGAAUCAUCAAGUGCUCUCGAAUCCAAAGUCACAGAGGCAAUGGUGGUCCUGACAACUGUAAACCACCACCAGCAACAAUCGGAAGGAGAUGCAUCGGCGAAACACUCUGCUUCCGAUCAUCUGGAGACAGUGACAAAGUCUAACUCAAAACCCUCUCAAAGCCCAAAGUCACUUGACAAAAAGCCCAGCCCUCGAGCGCGUGAGAGGUCGGUCGUGUUGAUAAGCAACAUAUUUUCAUGA